Molecule: messenger RNA, 822 nt
Organism: Glarea lozoyensis ATCC 20868
Lineage: Eukaryota; Fungi; Ascomycota; Leotiomycetes; Helotiales; Helotiaceae
Product: EF-hand
Exons: 4
Coding region: 1-822 (273 amino acids)
Molecular function (GO): calcium ion binding
Source: RefSeq, a predicted model, not a curated record
AUGGCAUACAACCGAACCUUCAAUCCCGACAGUCUCCCAGCUUUUGCAGAACCAGAGCGGAAGCAAGGCGCUCCUCCUCCUCCUCAAGCUCCCCCCUCACACUCGCAAACCCCACCUCUUCAACAUCAUAACUCUCACCACGCGCAACAACAUCACAGCGCCGCGCAGGAAGCUGCAUACGCACAGCAGUACGGUAAUAGACCACAACCCUCGUUACCGCGACCAGACCAGCGACAACAAGGCAGAGAUCCAAGAAGAUUGUCGCCGCAAAUGCAGCCCUCAGCAAAUUAUGGCUACGGUGGCUCGCCGCCUGCCUCGAGCCACGGAGGAUAUGGUGGUCAGUCUCAGUCAACAUCUGCAUCGGGAUAUGCGGCAGCUUCAGGCCAUGGACGUCCUCCCCCAGCUCAACAACGGCCCCCUCCAGUGUCGCGGCCUCCUCCUUCGCCGGCUCCACCGAAUGGUGCCGAUCCUGCGCUGUGGCCUCUCUUCAAGGCCGUCGAUAAAGAUGGUAGAGAUCCUUCACCUGAUUAUUCUGUUUGCAUUUCUAACCUCUCUGUAGGAAGUGGGCAGCUUAGUGAAACUGAGCUUCGAGCUGCGCUUGUAAAUGGCGACUGGACUGCCUUCGAUCCUCACACGGUUAAAAUGAUGAUUCGGAUGUUCGACUCGGACCGCUCCGGUCUGAUCGGUUUCGAGGAAUUCUGCGGAUUGUGGGGAUUCUUAGCAGCAUGGCGCUCUUUGUUUGAUCGGUUUGACGCUGAUCGUAGCGGAAAUAUCAGCUUGGGGGAAUAUACCAACGCAUUAGACCUUCGACAAGAGAAAUGA